AUGAUAAAUAAAAUUUUUGUCAGAUUUAAUUGUAUAAAUAUAUCGAUAAGGUUUCUAAAGGGAGAACGAAGUUCAAAUUAGGGGGGUAAAAUAAUAUUGACUUUAUAAAUGAGAAAAUCUUGUUUCUUUCGCACUAUAUAUUCUCGAUUAAAUGAUUCAAGUUAACUAAAUUUUAAACAAAAAUAAAGCAUGCAAUCCAACCCCUUUUCAUACAGUACUUCUCCUUCCUAAUUUCAACCAAGUAUUAUAAUUAAAACCACUAGGCAGACUUUGCUAUGAAUCCACAAGUGUAUUAUUCUAACUACAACCCUUACUAUCCUUAAGUUUCAACCUAUAUGGUAAUCACUUUUGUUAUGAAUGUUUAGGCCCCUUAACCAUAUCUAUAGAAUGAAUCUUAUCCUCUUCAUUACUUUUAAUAACCAAAUUAUAUCAACUGGAGUACAGAACAAACCUAGAUGAAGUUGCCUAAAAUCCCAAAUCCUCCUUACAUUAAACAAGAAGACAAUCUCAUUAAUUAAACUGAUAUUCCUGCUCAAAAUCUCUGUGAGAAGAAGAAUGAAGAGGAUAAUUCUGACAAACUCUUGUAGAAAGUAGAGACAGUGCGACAGGUUAAAAAAUCCAAUAGUUAGAUAAUUCAAAACCGUAGAGGUUAUUUUAUAUUCUAAUUUUAGGACAUUGGACAAACGAAGAGCAUUACAAAUAUUUAAAAUUUGUUAGAUAAAAUAAAGAAUUAUUCUAGACAAGUGUCUAAAAAAAGCUGAACAGAGUUUUUAAAAUGAUGUCAAUUGAAAUACCGACUCGAACUGCUUGUUAGUGUCGUUCUCAUUACUCGAAAUUUAACCCAUUAGAUCAUAUUGUAAGAAUUCCAGAACCAUAUUUAGGGUAAAGUUAGAAGAAAAUUAGUCAAUGAUGAACAGGUUUAUGAGCGUAUGUUCAAUAAUACUUAACAAAAUGACUGAGAUUGAUCCAUUAAUGUAUAGUGUCG
Messenger RNA from Paramecium octaurelia, 985 nucleotides. The record is from the annotation of a GenBank genome assembly. NCBI's taxonomy places the organism in Eukaryota, Ciliophora, Oligohymenophorea, Peniculida, Parameciidae.